AUGCCUCUCCGUGGACGAAGGAUGUUCUGGGGCUGUGCAGGGAUGCUCCUCUGCCUGGCCGGGUUGCUCCUGCCUCGGAGCGCCGCCUCGCCCUGCCUGGAGCAGUGCAGGUGCUACAUGAACACCUUGUUUUGCCAGGAGCCCAACACCAUCCAGAACUUGGCGCAGCUGCGGGGCUUGGAGAACUUCACAGAAAU
Messenger RNA from Podarcis lilfordi (Lilford's wall lizard), 197 nucleotides. The record is from the annotation of a GenBank genome assembly. Lineage: Eukaryota; Metazoa; Chordata; Lepidosauria; Squamata; Lacertidae.